UAUUACUAACACUGUCUCAUCAGUUACCUAACACACAUUUCUAGCCGUUGUGGUCGCAGAUUAUUUCUUAACAUCUCUCAAAAACCGCCUUAACAUGGCUUUCCGUUCGUUAAUGGCAAUCCAGCGCCGCUCAAUGAGCCAGAAUAUUACACCAUUGAAGAAAAUGAUGUACAACUUGGCCGGUUUCAACAAAUUGGGGCUCAUGCGCGACGAUUGCCUCUACGAGGACGAAGACGUGAAGAAGGCCCUCCUGCGCGUUCCAAAGCAUAUUAUUGACGAGCGCAACUAUCGUAUCCUGCGCGCCGUUCAGCUUGACAUCCAAAAAGACAUUUUGCCCAAGGAGCAAUGGACCAAACUUGAAGAUGAUGUUCUGUACCUAACCCCUCAUGUGGAUCAGGUAAUCAAGGAACGUGAAGAACAGGAAGAUUGGAACAAAAAAUACUAAACAAAGUAAUCUUAGCCAACUAGCAAAAGAAAUUACACUCUGUAGUGUCCAUUAUGUAAAUCUAACUUAAACCUAUGAAAUAAAAUGUGAUUUAAUUAUG
Dalotia coriaria is the source of this 545-nucleotide messenger RNA. Its product is annotated as cytochrome b-c1 complex subunit 7-like. Gene Ontology annotation, biological process: mitochondrial electron transport, ubiquinol to cytochrome c. The transcript has a single exon. Bases 95 to 445 code for a protein of 116 amino acids. NCBI's taxonomy places the organism in Eukaryota, Metazoa, Arthropoda, Insecta, Coleoptera, Staphylinidae. The record is from RefSeq and is a predicted model, not a curated record.